AUGGCGGAGCUACAAAGGCGCUUUGAUCAGCAAAGGGCUGAAGAUGUUGCGCAGCGGACAAAGGAUCAGGCUAAGAUCCAGGAACUGGGUUCCACUAUACAGCGCAUGGAACAGAUGCUAGCGCGAGCACUGUCAGCACCUGCUUCCCAGCAGCAGCAACAAGAAGUAGAGGAACUACCCCAGCGUACGAGAGCUACAAUCAGCCCCUAUACGCGCAAGAACACACGCGAGCCUGCCAUAGAAAUGCCAGCUCGACUCCGUGUGGAAGACUUCCCAAAGUAUGAUGGAUCAUAUAAAGGCAAGCGUGACGUGGACACGUGGCUUGAACAGGUCACAGCUAUCUAUGAGUUCUCCGGUCAAACGGAGAGUCAGCUACUGAAGCUUAUUCCACGUCUGCUAGAGCACAGCGCACGCGAUUGGUUUGUUGGCCUGAAGGAUCAGCGCUAUGACUACCAUACGUGGGACGACUGGCAAGACGCCUUCCGCAAUGCGUUCAGAGCACCCAACUACUUGGAUCAGAUCCACAUGGAGCUCUCUCGACGCCGUCUGCGUCCAGAUGAACCGUUCUCCACAUACUUUCAGGACAAGCUCAAUCUCAUCAACAAGCGCUAUAGUAAUGGGCUAAAGACGUCGAUGAAGAUCCAAGAGAUCAUCAUGGGUAUGCCAAUCAGCAUGCACCCAUUCAUUCACUUGUCUGUCAACACCUCAACUAUGUUGGAAGAGUUCCGUCGACUUAUCAUGAACCUUGAAGAUGGCCUGCGCGCAAACGGCUUUAACAACGCAACCUAUAAGACGUAUCAGGGAUACCGUCAAGACACAGAGAGAGCACCGCUGCGCAAGGAGCGCUAUCAGAGCACUGAGCCACGCUCGCAACGACCACCACAUCAGAACUACCAUCAAAGAACCAGUGCUAGUCCGUCAUAUCAGAACCGUCAACCAAUUCAACCGCUACGCCAGCCAAGGCCAGGCCAGCAAACAUCAAGGCUGCCUUGCUUCCGCUGCGGCAAGGAUGGACAUUGGGCAAAGGAUUGUCCAAGUCCUAAUUUGCGCCAAGGCCCUACAAGUAACAACGUCACCACCAAGCCUGUGGCAACCAAGUCAAACGCCACACAGCUACCCUUCAACCGCUACCAGAAACCAUCUGUGGAAGACUCUCCAGAUGCGGAAGUAAACGUCAUAGUCACGCGCUCUAAGACCAAAGCGUUCACAGAGUCCCCACCACCAAUUCCUGAUGAGGAGCUUGCAGUCCAAAACGUCUCAAGAUCGGCAGUCAGCACCCCGGAGUGCCCCUCCAGCGCCAAACCAGUGACGCCACGUCCAAUGAAGCAUCUGCGCAUCACUAAGCCCUGGCACAAUCCUACCGCUGGUCUACCCUCAUACUCAGAGAAGACGCCUGCCACUGCUUGCGUCUGGUUCAACGGUAAGAAGGCUAGUCAUCUUGCGUGCAUUGACUCCGGGUCUUCAAUCUCCCUCAUAGAUCAGGCUUAUCUAGAGGAACAUCUGCCGUCGCUGCAGCCCCAACCCUGUUCUGGAUUUAGCAUACGAGGCUUGGGAUCCGGCUCUCAAGUUUGGUCAUAUGUUGACAUCGACACAGGAUUCAUAUCAGACAACAGGCAGCUGCUCGUCAUCAGUCUGCGUUACUACGUUAGUCCAUUCAAUCACACCAAGGUCAUCAUUGGGAACGAUGCACUUCAUACAUAUGGCGCAACCAUCAGCUUCCAGAAGGACCGCAUGAGCUUUGCAGAACACCCCAACGAGCUGUUCCGUAUCUCGGCACAACAGCCCUCUGCCAAAGAUGCCGCAGGAAAGCCAAUGCGCGCCACAGAGAAAGAAUCUUACUAUGCUACCACAGAAGAGGCUGACAUCAUGGAAUUCAAGAAGGCCCUUGAAGCAGCCAACGUCAAUCAGGACUUGACGCCAGAACAAGCUCAACAGUUAGAAGAACUGCUUGUUGAGAAUCGCAAGGCUUUUGCCUAUGGAGACCGGCAAAUAGGAAGCACGGACAUCAUCAAGUUUGAUGUGGACACAGGCAACGCCGCUCCUAUCAGUCAACCACCAUAUCAUGCAAGCCCAGCUGGACGCAAGGUCAUAGAGGAAGCCAUUGAGGAGAUGCUUGCGCUAGACCUUAUUGAGCCGUGCGACUCAGCAUGGGGCUCACCAGUUGUGCUAGUGCCACAAGGGGACAAGGUACGCUUCUGCGUCGACUAUCGCAAGCUCAAUGCUGUCACCAAGAAAGACGUCUACCCACUGCCAAGGAUAGACGACACGCUCAAUGUCUUUGCCAACAAGAAGUGGUACACAUCACUCGACGCCAACAAAGGGUUCCAACAGACGGUGUGCCCUAGCACUGCCGUGAUGGACAAGCUUGCCUUCCGCACGCACAUGGGCCUGUUCCGGCCUAAAUGUAUGCCCUUUGGAGUGGUCAACGGACCCUCAGUCUUCCAACGGCUCAUGGACAUAGUCCUCAGCAAAAGCAAGUGGAAGCACACCAUUGUAUACAUUGACGAUACCAUCACAUACUCAGACACCUUUGAAGAACACCUGGAGCACCUACGCGAUGUACUACAGCGUAUCAUAG
Molecule: messenger RNA, 2578 nt
Organism: Ceraceosorus bombacis
Lineage: Eukaryota; Fungi; Basidiomycota; Exobasidiomycetes; Ceraceosorales; Ceraceosoraceae
Source: the annotation of a GenBank genome assembly